Messenger RNA from Rotaria sp. Silwood1, 1212 nucleotides. NCBI's taxonomy places the organism in Eukaryota, Metazoa, Rotifera, Eurotatoria, Philodinida, Philodinidae. The record is from the annotation of a GenBank genome assembly.
AUGGAUAGAAAAGCAAUAGGUAUCGAUUUGGGUAUGGUAUAUUCAAGUGUUGCUGUAUUUCAACAUGGUAAAAUAGAAGUCAUUCCUAAUAAACAAUCUAAUCGAAAAACACCAUCAUACUUUGCAUUUACCAAUAAUGAACGUUUAAUCGGUGAUGCAGCUAAAAAUCAAGCAGCAUUGAACCCAACUAAUACAAUAUUUGAUGCUCAACGACUUCUUGGUCAUAAAUUUGAUGAUCCAACUGUACAAUUUCAAGUUGAAUAUAAACGUAAAAUAAAAUGCUUCACACCUGAAGAAAUAAUCUCAAUGAUAUUAACGAGAAUGAAAGAUAUAGCAGAAGCUUAUCUUGCAAUAAAAGAUGCUUGUGUUUUUGUUGGUCUGAAUGGAUUAUAUAUAAUAAGUGGAUCAACAGCUGCUGGGCUUGGUUAUGGCUUUGAUAAAAAAUUUCCGAUUGCAAGAAACAUAUUUGUUUUUGAUUUGGGUGGUGGUCAUUUUAAUGUAUCAAUUUUAGCAAUUGAAGAAGGUGUCUUCGAAGUUAAAUCAACCGCCGGUGAUAUAUAUUUGAGUGGAGAAGAUUUUGAUAAAAGAAUGGUUGCACAUUUUGUUCAAGAAUUUAUAAAACUUAAUGAUAGUUUAUUUUAUUCAACACUUGAAACAGUUGAACGGGCUUUAAGGGAUGCUAGAAUGGAUAAAACUAGCAUCCAUGAAAUUCUUUUUAUCGGUGGUUCAACACGUAUUCCACAAAUACAAAAACUUUUACAAGAUUUCUUCAAUGGAAAAGAAUUAAUGAAAGUAAUCAGUUCAGAUGAAGCAGCCGUUUAUGGUGCUGCUGUUCAAGCCGCUAUUCAGGCCGGUGAUAAAUCAGAAGAAAUUAAAGAUUUAUUAUUACUAGAUGUUACACCAAUUUCAUUGUAUAAAAAAGAAGAGAAAAUACAAUGCGAUCGUAUUGAAGCUAAGAAUUUACUUGAAUCAUAUUGUUUUAAUAUGAUGGAAAAAAUUAAUGAUACAAAAUCGGAUGAUAAAAUUAAUAUUAAUGUCAAGAAAACGAUCGAUGCUAUUGAAAAUAUAUUGUAUGCUACAAAAGAAGAAUUUGAAUGUAAAUUAAGAGAACUUGAAACAAUAUGUUCACUAGCAAUGAUGAAAAUUUACCAUACUGAAGACAGGACUGAAAAAAUUUCAAAGGCAUUAUCCGACGAUAUAACAGGUGAGUAA